ACUCAGCGUCAUGGCUGACGAGAUCGCCAAGGCGCAAUCUGCACAACCCGGAGGGGAUACGAUUUUCGGCAAAAUAAUUCGUAAGGAGAUUCCUGCUAAUAUCAUAUACGAAGACGACCAGUGCAUAGCCUUCCAUGAUGUGGCUCCGCAGGCUCCUACUCAUUUUUUGGUAGUCCCCAGAAAACCCAUUACUCAGAUCUCGAAAGCUGAGGACAGUGAUGCAGCACUUCUUGGACAUUUGAUGCUUGUUGGCAGGAAGUGUGCUGAGCAGGUGGGAUUGCCCAAUGGCUACCGGAUGGUGCUGAAUGAAGGCCCUCAUGGGGGUCAGUCUGUCUACCACGUCCACCUGCAUAUUCUGGGUGGCCGUCAGCUGGGCUGGCCUCCAGGCUAAGCUCCCCAAUCCUGAUCUCCACAUAAAGCAGCAUCAUUAAUUUCAGCAGUUGCUGGAGAAUUGUAGUGUUUGUCAAUAUCACCAUGCUAAGUUCUGUAAUGCCAUGUUAACCACUGAGGAUGAAACAGGGAAAAUAAUAAAUGCACUUACCAACUA
Ictalurus punctatus (channel catfish) is the source of this 547-nucleotide messenger RNA. RefSeq names its product histidine triad nucleotide binding protein 1 (gene hint1). Gene Ontology annotation, molecular function: hydrolase activity. The record is from RefSeq and is marked provisional. Gene Ontology annotation, cellular component: nucleus; cytoplasm. NCBI's taxonomy places the organism in Eukaryota, Metazoa, Chordata, Actinopteri, Siluriformes, Ictaluridae. Gene Ontology annotation, biological process: purine ribonucleotide catabolic process.